Messenger RNA from Cucumis sativus (cucumber), 1078 nucleotides. RefSeq lists its product as uncharacterized. The record is from RefSeq and is a predicted model, not a curated record. Bases 253 to 783 code for a protein of 176 amino acids. Lineage: Eukaryota; Viridiplantae; Streptophyta; Magnoliopsida; Cucurbitales; Cucurbitaceae. The transcript has 5 exons.
AGUGAAAUGCUUAUUCAAACCUGAUUUUUGAUACCCUUCUUCUUGCCUUUCUUCCUCCAUCCCUUUGCACACUCGUUGGCCUGACCCCUAUCCCUCUCCGGCUACUACGUACUUCCCUUGUCGAACCAAAUCCUGGACCCGCCGGGAAGGAGGUCGACACCCGCGAACACCCCUCAGCUACCCUCUCACUCCCGCCGCGACAUACCACCGGUUUCGGAUUAGUAAGAAUUCUAGUGCCCUAAAGAUUCGUAUAUGGCCCCUUGCGUGAGUGCUCAAAUCCUUACAAUUUCAUUGUGGAUCGUCGUUCUUUGCGACAGGUUUGAAGUGGGAGUAGCAAGCGCAUUGAGCAGUAACAUGGAGAGGCCGCAGAAAUCUAGACCUCCCGAACUUAUUAAGUUGAAUGAUGCAGCGAAAUUGGCAGCGCAGUUGAUGAGCAAGAUGACUAAUUCCGAGUGGAAAGAAACUGGAGUUGAUAGUGAAUCAACUGCGAUUGAACCCGAGAUGCGACCUCCUAGACUUGGACUUGGAGCCAAAGUAACACGCCAUUUCAGAAAUGGACCGUCUAAUGACCCACUUGAUAGAAAACUAUAUGCAAAAUUAGAUGCUGGGAAAAAACAAGCAGCUAGAAAGAUGUCGGAGGAUACUCCCAUACUUAACACUAAAGAUGACAACGAUGACGACGACGAUGAAGAAGAAGAGAGUAGAACUGCCAUCUUCAGUAAGAAGCGAGCACCAAAGCCAGUAACUAUGCCUCCUUUGCAGGGGAAGAAAAAGAGAAGGUAACUUUUGCGGAUAGGGAAUAUCGAUUAUGGAACAGGUUGUCUCCAAAGGUAUUUAAUUAGUUCCUAAGAAAGUACCAAAUUAAUCGAAAAUACUGGGUAAGCGAUGAUAUCUCAUCAAUAUCCUUUUGUAGAAUACAACCUUGAAAUCUUUCUUGAGGCUGACUUUUCAUAGUUAUAGAGGUCGAAUUGUUUUGAUAUCAAAUUAUAAUGUUCCAACUUGCAAGUUCUAUAAAAUUGCUACCCUACAAUUUUGGUUUAAAAGGUACUUUACCCAUAUGGUUGUUAACUUAGUUUCA